AGGACGCCGCCAGCCUUGGCCUGUCUCGCCCGCCCCGAUGCGCCCCGCGCUGCCGCCGCCGCUCCUGCGCCUUCUCCUCCUGUUGCUGCUGCUGUGCGCGCUGGCCGGGCGCUCAGCGUGCCAGCAUGUCGCCAGCUCGGGACCCGGUGUGACGAGUGCCCCGCUAGCAGGGAGCCGCAGCAGCCCUGGGCAUGAGAUGUCUCUGGGAGUGGAGUAUGAGGAUGAGGACUAUGAGGAAGAAGAUGAUGAACCCCUGCCCUUGUACAUGGUAGAUGAGUCUAUCAGAGUUGAACCUGUGGUUAAACCUAAGCAAACAAAGGAGAGUGAAAAGAAGGUUUCUGGUAAGCCAAAAAGGAGAAGAAAUAAAAAGAAAAAGAACAAAAAGAAGAAAGGGACUCCAUGUGAAAUGGAAUACAAAAACUUUUGCAUCCAUGGUGAAUGCAUAUACCUAGAGGACCUUCAAACUGUAACAUGCAAGUGUAAUCAAGAUUACUUUGGUGAACGCUGUGGGGAGCAGUCAAUGAAGAGUCAGACAAGAAAGAACACCAGCGACUACUCAAAAACUAUAUUGGUGGUGGUAGCUGUUGUACUUUCAAGCAUCAGCUUCAUUGCUGUUGUCAUAUAUCUAAUAACGCAGGUCAAGAAGAAGUGUCCUCAAUAUGAAGAAAAGGAGGAAAGGAAAAAGCUUAGAAAAGAGAACAGAAAUGGCCAUGUUGGUGUAUAAAGGAAAAAGCUGGUACGGAACAUUCAUUGUAGGCAUUGGUUCAGUGAGAGAAGCUGGCACCCUUCACAAAACACUUACAUGCUGACUUGUGUAAAACAGAAACUUACAGUGAGCAAGAAAGUGAAUCAGUCUAGAACAGCCUAUAGAGGUCGUUGUGGAUAACUGUAUAACUUUCCCUGCCUCUCGCAUCCCUUGCAGAGAUGGAAAGACUUUGAAAGACUGUCCACAAGUGAAUGACCUUGUAGCAUGCUGAUCCCUCUAGAUUCUUUUAAGUACAGAAAUUCCUGCUGCUCUGAAGCCAAAAACUAGCACUGAAUUGCAAGAGAAGAAGCAGUAUGUUUGGAAGGAAUCAGAGGCUAUGAAGAACUCUUCUGUUGUUCACUUUUCUACUAAGCCUUUGAUUUUUAGGGAGAUUAAGUAGCAUCUAACUAGUUGAAGAAAGCACUUCCUGUGGAAGCGUGUUUAGCUGUACUGAACAGUGGUGCCAACUCUGUCACCUGUUAGAGGGCUGACCUCCCAGCAUGUAUUCACUAGGUGCCAGACAUUCUCAUAAAAAUGAGUUUUAUAAAACUUCCUUGCAUGUUGUAGUAUGGCAAAACCUUGUCAAGCCCAUCUUGCUGUUACCUAGUGACUUGAUUUCUCAAUUUUGAACCAUCCAGUUUUAUGGGGCCACCUAAAUGUCUUUUAAAAAUGAAUUUCCUUCUAAUGUAGUAAGCCAUCUGUCUUAAGAUCCAGAGCCUGCUCUCCUUCACUAAUAUAUGAUACCUAGCUACUGAGCCAGUGAUUCCUGGCAUAUGUAGCUCACUCCUAACUAGUAUUGAUACAAUGGUGACAUUGAAAAGACUGAUUCCAAGCCCAAAUGCAUAGGGGAUCAGUCCUUCUAGCUUUUAUGAAUUCUGUUAAGUCUAGUUUGACUCUGACUACCAACUGGGAGCUUCUACUUUGGACCUGUUAAAUGCUGACUUCAGUUGGGAGUGAAGGGGGCAGAAGUCAAUGUUCCUCAAAGUUUCUUGGACAGUUACUUUAUAUGCAAACUUAUAAAAGGUCCCCAAAUGCUUGGAAAGCAAUAAGAGCACUGUUAUAUAACUAUAAUGCAGUUGGCUGUAAUCAUAACUCUAAUGCCUUUUUAAAAUGUGGUUCCUGUCCUUUUACAGAACAUGAAUCUGAAGUGGCUGUUGGCAUGGCUGCGAAGUGCCACCUUCCUGCAGGUGUACAUCAGAUGGCCAGUAUUCAAGCCUGCUUGAGCCACUACCAUCAGGCCCCUCUUGAUCAACAUGAAGGAUGCUGUAGGGGGGCAUUGAAAAGCUAUUUGCUGCUGAGAGGCUAGCUGGGGUGGGUUAUUGCCAUUCUACCCUGGCCACCCAAUACGGAGGAUGCUGCACUUAGAAAGUUAAAUGCUCCACUGUCAAAAGUGCCUGGGAGCUGCUGUCACUAGGUUGUAUCCAGUCAGUGAUACAAGACUAAUAUCUUUUUGCUGUUACCCAGACUACUCUCCUUUUCUCCUGCUAUUUAUUGCUGAAAAUCUCUUCAGUAAGUCCUGCUGUGGAAAAGUGCUCUAAAGAAGAUCACAACUUCUAUGAGUCUAAGGCGAGAAGGCUUCCUUUCCCUUGCAUUCCCCCUUACCCCACAGUUAUACAAAAGAGAAGGCAAGUCGAGCUUCAGUUAAAUUUUUUUUUUUUUGCCACAGACCACUGACUAUAACAAUGUGGUCCCUUUCACCCAUGACAUGUCUGUUGGAAUCUGAUUUCUGUUUCUUUGCUCGUCUAUUCCAAAUGUUUUGCUGAAUAUUUUCUCAAUAAGAGCACUUGGGUCCAAAUCCUUUAAGCACUUUAAAAGCAACUAAGCUCCACUGUGGGGAAAUAAAUAGUGUUGUGCCUAUCUGUUUGCAGGGCUGAGUCUGAACUAGAUCAUCUCAAUCUAAAACUAAAGCAGUCCUGAAAAGAGAAAUCCAAGGUUUAUCAGCUUCAUGACUAAGUCAAGGAGAGCAAAUCGGUCUCUGUCUUUGGGAUAAUCAAUUUAAAGAACUGUGGUUAGCCGUGUUAGUCUGAAUGAGUUCAUCUUUAAGAUACUACCCUGCCCUGCUUUCAGCUUUAAGGAAAGUGCUGGUACUCUAGAAGUAGAAAAAAUACUAAACUUUUGGGUGUUCUUUAGUUCUUGUUGGAGAACAUCCACUUUCUUCCUAGAGCUAUAGAAAACCUCUCAUCUCUUUGCCAAGGAGGAAAGUCUGGACUUUCUAGAUGCUAGUACUUUCAGCUAAACCUUUAAACAAAAAAGAUUUACCUUCAAGUUUUAAAGAUGAGGGUUUUUUCUCUUAUUUCUGUAACAGAUCCCACUUUCUGUAGGAGGAGAACUUGAUUCAUAUACUCACGUUCAGUCAGCAAUGGCAUCUGACAUAAAGGUGCAUACUGUGCUUUUCCUUUUAUGUGCAAAAUCUCUAAUUUUUGUUUUCUAAACCUGCCCUUUUUAAAAUUCUUUGACCUUUAGUAUCUUUAUGGCUCUGAGAAAUUUCCAUGCAGAAGCAUUACUUGACUUUGACAGGUUCUCUUGAAACUAUGCAUGCCUCUAACUUAUUUUAAAUGUUUAAUAGGAAAUGCUGAGCAAAUAUGUAAAAUGCAAAUUUAAUUAUGUACAAUUGUACAGACAUUUUUGCACUG
Gavialis gangeticus (Gharial) is the source of this 3378-nucleotide messenger RNA. It is a transcript of the gene AREG, whose product is annotated as amphiregulin. The transcript has 5 exons. Bases 38 to 724 code for a protein of 228 amino acids. The record is from RefSeq and is a predicted model, not a curated record. Lineage: Eukaryota; Metazoa; Chordata; Crocodylia; Gavialidae. Gene Ontology annotation, biological process: positive regulation of cell population proliferation; epidermal growth factor receptor signaling pathway; positive regulation of mitotic nuclear division.